AUGUUUAACAAGAAAGAUUUAAAAAUUUUUGAUAUAUUUGCACCUACAUAUUAACAAAAGGUGCUAAAUGAUAGUAGUAAAAGAUCAACUAUUAUAGGAGGUUUAUUCUCAAUAAUAAUAAUUGUUAUUUGCCUUGGAUAUGCAUCAUAUCUACUUUAUAAUUAUGUAAAUGGAAAAUAUCAGCCUAAAUAAAACGAUUACACAUCUCAAACAGCUGAGUUAAAAUCUUUAAAUUUAUUGCUUACUUAUUUGAGUAUUUUCGUUUAUAAUGAUAAAUAAACGCUAAUUUAGCUUGAAACUUAAAAUAAAAUUAAAUAUUUUACUAUUAGGUUAAGCGUUAUUACUAAUUCAAAAGUCAUUAAAUAAUACUUUGAUGAGUCCUGUUAUGACUCAAAUUUAGAAAAAACUAUUGGUUUGAAUCAAGGAUUUUAUUAUUGCUUCAAUCAAGAAGAUCAAAAUGAUUAUGUCGCUUUAGAAGAAAGUGAGUAUGCUAAUACAAUUAUUACAAUAGAUUUUAUGUAUUGCCAAUAAAAUUACAUUAAGUUAGGCUACAGAUGUGCUACUGUAGAUGAAACUAAUGCAUAUUUAUAUGAUCAAGAUAACAAUUUUUAGAUUUCAAUAGAAACAGAUAUUUAUAAUCUACAUAAAGAUUAAUAUGUACAUACGAAUUUUACAUAAGAUUUAUAUUCAAGAUAAGGAGAGAUUCUAAAUAAUACAAUAUUUCUUUAAUUAACUAAUAUGCAAGUUAUUAAAGGAGUUAUAUUUUAGUCAUCAGACUCUAGUACGUAUUUCUAUAAUAUGGUUAACCAAAAUAAUUUUUUUCCUUAAAACACAAAUCCAAACUAACUGAUGAAUCCUAUAUCUACAGUAAUUAGACUAGAUAGACCUUAGAAAUAUGAAACAAUAUAAUUUAUACCGAUAACCUAAGUUCUUUCUGAGGCUUGGACCACUAUUUCGUUACUUUUAGUCUUAGGUAAUAUAGCAAGAAUUAUAUCUGAGACAGGUUUUGUUAGAGAUUUAUUAUAAAUUUAACUCAAAUUUUACUACAAAAAGACUGCAAGGAGGCUGUGUCCCUAAGAAGAAAAUAAAUAUAAUAGUAAAGACACAACAGGAGAUUAAGCUUCAAAUAUUUUUGAAGUAAAUGAAUAAGUUGAAAAAACAAACUAUAAAAAAAACAUACAAAAUUAUUUUAACAUCUCUAAAUGGCAAAAGUUUUCGAUGUUUUACUUACCUUCAGUAUGUUAGAAGAGAAAACACAAAACAGAAGAACAAGUUACUCUAGAAAAUUUAAUUAAACAAACAAACUAUGAAAUGAAUAUUUAUGAAAUGCAUAAAGAGCUUCUCAAAAUGAAGCUCAUUAUAAAAAUGUUAGUGAGUCCAGAAUAAUAUGCUGCAAUACAAAUGUGCGGUUGUGACUUACUCUAAAACACCUCAGAUGAAUAAAACUUUGAAAAAUCUGAAUAAACCGUUAGUAAAAGUGAGUAAUCUUUUACUGAAAAAAUAUAAGAAAAUAAAAAAAUUGAAUUGACAACACAUAAUGAUUUAGUUCCAUAAUUAUAAGAUAGCUCAAAUAAAAUUUAGAUAAAUAAUUAAUUAAUAUAGAAUAAUGUUUUAUAAAAUGAAAAAGAAAAAAAUAGAAAUUAGCUUCAAAAGUUACAGCAGAUAAACAUAUAAAUGCAAACAUUAUAAAACAUAAAAGUAGAAGAAAAAAUGGUAGUUUCUACAUAAAAAAAAUAGAUUCAUAACCAUCUUGAAAUACUAAAUAAAAUUGAUAUAGAACCAGAUUUUAAAAAGGAAUAGCUUAAAAAGUUUUUGUAAUUAGAUUAAAAUGAAGAAUAGGCUAAUUAGUUAAAUAAAAGAAUAAGGAGUUGUAUGAUGGGAAUUAAAGAACCCUAAGAUAAUUCAGAAAAAUCUGUUUUUAAACUAAAAUAUAAUAUAGAAAAAGUUUAACCUAAACUAUCAAUCUUUCAUUGA
Molecule: messenger RNA, 1974 nt
Organism: Tetrahymena thermophila SB210
Lineage: Eukaryota; Ciliophora; Oligohymenophorea; Hymenostomatida; Tetrahymenidae
Product: transmembrane protein, putative
Exons: 2
Source: RefSeq, a predicted model, not a curated record